GACAACACCUGCCCAUUACCCUGCCUUUCUCCUAUAGGUGUAUUUUGUGGAUAAAUAUAUUUUGGAAAGAUGAAUCCAUAUCCCGUAUUUGCUAACAAAACUGGUUGAAUAUUUGCUGGUUUUUAAUGUGGAGUCCUACCUGUUCUCUCCACUUUCUGUCACAUCUUCGUUUCGGCAGUACCACUGUGUUUGUCACAUUACACAAUUUGCCAAUGCAACUGCAGCUAAAUGUACACAAUCAUAAAGGAGGAACUAUCUUCAUGUUCUUUGUUCUACAGGAGCUAUUAACAUCUAGUGUGACAAAGUUAUGAUGUAGUUUUCAGUAUUUGAUGCCACUAUGUUAAAUGUAAGUUGAUUGGGGUGAUAAACGUAGUAACUUCCUACUGUCCAAAACAAGAGCCUCACAAGUAAUCUAUUUUACCUCCUAAAACAAUCAAUCACCUAUAAACAUGUUUUUCUGAUGUUUUCUUAAAAGCCGUGUGGGAUAUGGGCCCACUAUCACUUCAGGCGAUCUGUUCUAAGGUUUCACUCUUCUUGCAGUCAGGAAUUUUUCCACUCAGGAGAGUGGGGACUGCUUGUGGGACUUCUGCUCCAGCACUGAUCUUCGCUCUCAGCCUCUGCGUGUGGAGCAGCUUCGCACUGUUGCUGCAAAGUGCUCACGGCUCCCACUCCGGGAGGAGAGCAAAGAGGAGGGAUGCAGUGAUCUCUGGGUGAUCGCCGGGCCUGUUGCAACCUGUUCUGAAACAAGCAGAAUGCUCUCUCCCCUGCCCUCACCCCUCGUAAAACACUGUCUUCUGUGACAAAGUGAACGCAAAAGCGUCACUAUUUUAAUUUUUCUCCUCUAGAGGGAAAACAAAAAAAAAAAAAAAAGAAGGGCCCUGUUUACACGGAGGCUUCCCAGCCGUGUCGGCCACGGGGGCGGCAGCGGGGGGGCGUUUCUGUGCCUCCCCUCGGCCGGCUCCGGCUCUGCCUGCGGCGGGAUCGCCCCCGGCUACUGACGGCGGCCGCCGCCCGCCCCGCGCCGCCCGCCGCGCCCGCCGCUCCCCCUCUCUCGCCGGCGCUGCCGCAGAGCCUCCACCGCAACGCGAAGCCCACACAGCCGCUCCGGUCCGCCCCUCCUCUGGUCUGUCACGCUCGGCGGCUCCUCCGAGAGGCUCGUCUCUCCCUCCCGCAGCUUCGCGCCGGGAGCAGGAGGCAGCGGCGGCGGGAGCGGAGGGAGCUGCGGCGGCUCUCCGCCUGCCCCCCGGUUGAGUAUUACAGCUUCACUUGUACCUGAGCUUUUUCCACUGAUGUCCAACACACAAUAGACAUUCCAAACAAUAUUUGGCAGGUGCCUUUGCAGCUUAACAGCAGCCCUUCUUUGACACAGGAUGGAGGACACAUACAAAGACAGGACUUCACUAGUGAAGGGGGCCAAAGAUAUUGCUAAAGAGGUGAAGAGGCAAGCAGUGAAAAAGGUGAACAAAGCAGUUGACAAAGCCCAGGAUGGCUACACACAGAGGUCCUACAAUCGAUUCCAGGAUGAGGAAGAUGACGAUGAUUACUAUGGCCAAGGAGGAAAUUAUGGUGUAGAAGCUAAUGAUGAUGAAGGAUCAAGUGAAGCAACUGAAGGACAUGAUGAAGAUGAUGAAAUUUAUGAAGGGGAGUAUCAGGGAAUCCCCAACAUGGGGCAGGGUAAGGAUGACAUGGUGGCCUUAGGUCAGUCUAUGCGUGAUGAAUACAAGGAUCGUCAUGAACUGGAAACAGAGAGGAAAGCUGAUGAAGAGGAGCUAGCACAGCAAUAUGAAUUGAUAAUACAAGAAUGUGGCCAUGGUCGCUUCCAGUGGGCCCUCUUCUUUGUGUUAGGAAUGGCCCUAAUGGCUGAUGGCGUUGAAGUGUUUGUGGUUGGAUUUGUGUUGCCCAGUGCUGAAACAGAUAUGUGUAUACCCAAUUCUGGAUCAGGAUGGCUUGGUAGCAUAGUGUACCUUGGGAUGAUGGUGGGGGCAUUCUUCUGGGGAGGCUUGGCAGACAAGGUGGGAAGGAGACAAUCACUCCUGAUAUGCAUGUCUGUCAAUGGAUUCUUUGCCUUCCUUUCAUCCUUUGUCCAGGGCUAUGGCUUCUUCCUCUUCUGUCGCUUGUUUUCUGGAUUUGGGAUCGGUGGAGCUAUGCCAACAGUCUUCUCCUAUUUUUCGGAAGUGCUUGCUCGGGAGAAACGAGGUGAACACCUGAGCUGGCUCUGUAUGUUUUGGAUGAUUGGUGGCAUCUACGCUUCUGCAAUGGCUUGGGCAAUAAUUCCUCAUUAUGGAUGGAGCUUCAGCAUGGGCUCUGCCUACCAGUUCCACAGCUGGAGAGUGUUUGUGAUUGUCUGUGCACUGCCUUGUGUCUCUUCUGUGGUUGCCCUCACCUUUAUGCCGGAAAGCCCACGGUUCCUUCUGGAGGUUGGAAAACAUGACGAAGCUUGGAUGAUACUCAAGCAAAUUCAUGACACAAACAUGCGUGCUCGUGGUCAGCCUGAGAAGGUCUUCACUGUUACCAGGAUCAAAACACCCAAGCAGAUAGAUGAGCUCAUAGAAAUAGAGAGUGACACCGGAACUUGGUACAGGAGGUGUUUUGUACGAAUCCGCACAGAGCUGUAUGGUAUUUGGUUGACAUUUAUGAGAUGCUUCAACUACCCAGUGAAGGAUAAUACAAUCAAACUUACAGCUGUGUGGUUCACCCUGUCCUUUGGCUACUACGGCUUAUCUGUUUGGUUUCCUGAUGUCAUCAAGCAUCUGCAGUCGGACGAGUACGCGUCCCGGGUGAAACAUUUCCGCAACGAGGAGGUCUCGCACUUCGUCUUCAACUUCACCCUGGAAAAUCAGAUUCACAGCAACGGGGAAUACAUCAAUGACAGGUUUAUUAUGAUGAAGUUUAAAUCAGUAACCUUUGAAGAUUCACUCUUUAAGAACUGUGUUUUUGAAGACAUUACUUCACUGAACACAUACUUCAGGAACUGUACUUUUGUGAAUACCACCUUCUACAACACAGAUCUCGAGCAGUAUAAAUUUGUUGACAGUGAAUUGAUAAAUUGCACAUUUUUUCACGUCAGGACAGGAUGCCAGAUUUCUUUUGAUGAUGACUACAGUGCCUACUGGAUCUACUUUGUUAAUUUCCUGGGAACUUUGGCAGUGUUACCAGGAAAUAUCGUGUCUGCUCUCCUGAUGGAUAGAAUAGGACGGUUAACAAUGCUAGGUGGUUCCAUGGUUCUCUCUGGCAUCAGCUGUUUUUUCCUGUGGUUUGGGACCAGUGAAUCCAUGAUGAUAGGUAUGCUGUGCCUCUACAACGGCCUCACCAUCUCAGCAUGGAACUCUCUAGAUGUCAUUACUGUGGAGCUGUACCCUACAGACAGAAGGGCAACAGGCUUUGGCUUUUUGAAUGCACUAUGCAAAGCUGCAGCUGUACUUGGAAACCUAAUAUUUGGUUCCCUUGUUGGUAUCACCAAAGCAAUCCCUAUUCUCCUUGCUUCUACUGUUCUAGUAUGUGGAGGUCUGGUAGGACUUCGGCUCCCUGAUACAAGAACCCAGGUGUUGAUGUAACUGGAAAAAACAUUCACUAUUUAUUUCCUUCUUUGUACAAAUGUCUGGUGGUGCAAAGGCUUCAGAUUCUCAACACACAGUAGAGUGCUCAAAUGUCAGAAAUCAAACUCAAAAGAUACUUUGGAGCAGCAGAGAUUUAGCAAUCUCCGCAUGAAAGUUUCAAAUUUCACUUUUGUUUGCUUGCAUUCCUUGCUAUU
Prinia subflava (tawny-flanked prinia) is the source of this 3751-nucleotide messenger RNA. It is a transcript of the gene SV2C, whose product is annotated as synaptic vesicle glycoprotein 2C. Gene Ontology annotation, molecular function: transmembrane transporter activity. Gene Ontology annotation, cellular component: synaptic vesicle membrane. Gene Ontology annotation, biological process: transmembrane transport; chemical synaptic transmission. The record is from RefSeq and is a predicted model, not a curated record. NCBI's taxonomy places the organism in Eukaryota, Metazoa, Chordata, Aves, Passeriformes, Cisticolidae. The coding region runs from base 1371 to 3554 and encodes 727 amino acids. The transcript has 13 exons.